ACUGCCAGGCAGACAAGCAUGGAAACCCCUCCCAAUGCCAAUGCCCAACCCUUCCGACAGCCUAGCUUUCUGAGUCGCCGGUUGAAGGGCUCGAUCAAGAGGGCAAAGAGUCAGCCUAAACUGGACCGUACCAACAGCUUCCGCCACAUGAUCCUCCCACGCUUCCGCAGCGCCGACCAGGAGAGGACUCGUCUGAUGCAGAGCUUUAAGGAGUCCCACUCCCAUGAGUCUUUGCUGUCCCCCAGCAGUGCGGCCGAGGCCCUGGACAUCACUCUGGAUGAAGAUGCCGUCAUCAAGCCAGUCCACUCCAGCAUACUGGGCCAGGAGUACUGCUUUGAGGUCACCACGGGGUCGGGGACAAAAUGUUUCGCCUGCCGCUCUGCUGCUGAGAGGGACAAGUGGAUCGAGAACCUUCAGCGGGCUGUUAAACCCAACAAGGACAACAGCCGACGAGUGGACAAUGUCCUCAAGCUGUGGAUCAUCGAGGCUCGGGAUCUGCCGGCCAAGAAGCGCUACUACUGCGAGCUGUACCUGGACGACAUGCUGUACGCGCGCACCACCAGCAAGCUACGCACCGACACCGUCUUCUGGGGAGAGCACUUCGAGUUCAACAACCUGCCCUCCAUCCGCAGUCUCCGCCUGCACCUCUACAAGGAGACGGACAAGAAAAAGAGAAAGGAGAAGAGCACCUACCUGGGCCUCCUCAGCAUCCCCAUCUCCAGCAUCACGGGCCGGCAGUUCGUGGAGCAGUGGUACCCGGUCAUCCAGCCCAGCAUCCUGGCCAAGGGAGGCGGCAUGGGGAGCGGCGGCAAGAUCAUCAACGCCUCGCUGCGCCUCAAGUCGCGCUACCAGACCAUGAGCAUCCUGCCCAUGGAGCUCUACAAGGAGUUUGCGGAGUACGUCACCAACAACUACCGCACUCUGUGCACAGUGCUGGAGCCGCUGCUGAGCGUCAAGAGCAAAGAGGAGGUGGCCUGUGCCCUCGUGCGCAUCCUGCAGAGCACAGGGAAGGCAAAGGACUUUCUGUCGGACAUGGCGAUGAGUGAAGUGGAUCGCUACAUUGACCGAGAACAUCUCAUCUUCAGGGACAACACGCUGGCCACCAAAGCCAUAGAGGAGUACCUCAAGCUCAUUGGCCACCGGUACCUCAAAGAUGCCAUAGGGGAGUUCAUCCGAGCCCUGUACGAGUCGGAAGAGAACUGCGAGGUGGACCCCAUGCAGACUCCGCCCUCCGUGCUCGCCGACCGCCAGGCCAACCUUCGCAUGUGCUGUGAGCUGGCGCUCUGCAAGAUCAUCAACUCUCAUUGCGUGUUCCCACGGGAGCUGAAGGAGGUCUUCUCCUCGUGGCGCGUGCGCUGUGCGGAGCGCGGGCGCGAGGACAUCGCAGACCGCCUCAUCAGCUCCUCGCUCUUCCUGCGCUUCCUGUGCCCCGCCGUCAUGUCGCCCUCGCUCUUCAACCUGACGCAGGAGUACCCGGGCCCGCGCACCUCGCGCACCCUCACCCUCAUCGCCAAGGUGGUGCAGAACCUGGCCAGCUUCUCCAAGUUCGGGGGUAAGGAGGACUACAUGUGUUUCAUGAAUGAGUUCCUGGAGAUGGAAUGGGGCUCCAUGCAGCAGUUCCUCUACGAGAUCUCCAACGUGGACUGUGGCAGCAAUGCGUGCCCCUUCGAGGGCUACAUCGACCUGGGCCGCGAGCUCUCCGUACUGCACAGCCUGCUCUGGGAGGUCAUGGCUCAACUAAGCAAGGACGCCAUUUUGAAGUUGGGCCCGUUGCCUAGGCUACUGAAUGACAUCAGUGUGGCACUGCGGAACCCGCAGCUGCAUCGGCAGGCCACCCAGCAACCGGAGCAGAGGCCGCCCGACCGCAUGAUGACGCGACCAGGCUUCAACCACAUGGUCUCCUCUGACUUCCAGAGCCUCAUGAUGCGCGACCUCAACAGCUCCAUAGACAUCUCCCGGCUGCCUUCGCCCUCCUCCGGCCUCCCGUCGGCGCUGGCCCACAUGGGCAUGGGUCCGUUUGGGGAACGGGACCCCCGCAUGUCCAAAGACCUGUUCUACGUGACCCGGCCGCCGCUCGCCCGCUCCAGCCCAGCCUACUGCACCAGCAGCUCAGACAUCACCGAACCGGACCAGAAGGUGCUGAGCGUGAACAAGAGCGUGUCGAUGAUGGACCUCCAGGACUCGCGCAUGAACAGCAUCUCCAACCUCCACUCGGAGGGCAUGGGCAUGGGCCUCAACUCCUCCCAGGCCUCCCUGGCCGGGCUGGGCAGCUUUGGGGUGCUCCGCGGGGGUGGAGGCGGAGGUGGAGGAGGAGGCCGCACCUCUGCAGGCUCGGGCGCGUCCAGCAUGUCACUGUCCCAGCAGCAGCAGCAGCAGGCGGCCGCCAUGCACGUGCCCCUGUCCUUCCAGAACCCUCUGUUCCACAUGGCUGCCGACGGGCCACUCAUGCACCACAUGCACCCGCACCCGCACCAGCAGGGCCACCCUCCGCCCCCUCUCCUCCUGGCCCCAGAGCCCGAGAACGGGGCGGGAGGCCCGGGGGGCUACAUGCCAGCGUUCGGGCGCGGCGGGUUUUCACGUAGCGAGGAUAUAGCGUCGCUGCGGCCGCAGAGCAGCCUGGUGCAGCCCAGCAUCAUCCACUCGCACAGCUACAGCGACGACUUCACACGCCAGAACCAGGACGCAGAGUACGUCCGGAGACAGCUCUCGCUGCAAGUGCAGGAGAACCUCCAGCAGCAGGUGUUGAUGGGCAUGGCCCCGUCGGGCCCUGGCACAGCGUCGGGCAUGGGCACCCCGGCCUCCAUCGCCACCCCUCCCACCACCAUCCACCCGGUGCGCCAGGCCUCCACGGCCAUCAGCCCCCUGGCCCCUCCGCCUCCCCCGCGGGUCAAGCCCCAGCCCCCCCACCAGCUGUCGGUCAGCGCCACCUCCACGCCACCCAAGGCCCGACCCCAGAGCGGCAGCAACCUGCUGCAGUCCCCCGAGUCCAGUUUUGGGGCACGGCCACAGCCUCGCCAACAGCUCUCGGUGAAGGACAGCCCAGCGCCGGGCCUCCCCCACCAGCCUAGUGUGGCGGCCGAGACUCCCGCCCCAGAGGGGGCGCCAGAGGGCACCACGGACACACCCAAGAAGAACCAGACGCCGGCCAAGUCCCCCCAGCAGCAGGCAGCACAGCAGUUGCUGAAGCCCUCGAGCACAGCAAAGCCGGGCACCAAAUCCCCAUCCACGCUGACCCCCUCGAGCGCGGCGUCGGAGCGCACGGUGGCGUGGGUGUCCAACAUGCCGCACCUCUCCGCCGACAUCGAGAGCCUGCGCGUGGACCCGGAGUUCAAGCUGAAGGAGCACUCCAAGAGCAUGGACGAGUCUCGCCUGGAGCGGGUGCGUGAGUACGAGGAGGAGAUCCACUCCCUGAAGGAGCGGCUGAUGAUGUCGCACCGCAAGCUGGAGGAGUACGAGCGGCGGCUGCAGUCCCAGGAGGUGACGACCAGCAAGAUCCUCCAGCAGUACCAGAGCCGGCUGGACGACAGCGAGCGCAAGCUGCGACAGCAGCAGGUGGAGAAGGACUCGCAGAUCAAGGGCAUCAUCAACAGGUUAAUGGCGGUGGAAGAUGAGCUUCGCACUGGUGGCAUGCCUGAGGUAAAAACCCGCCUGUUCCCUGGGCAGGAAGAGCCAUACUCCUCCCUUGGCUCCGUCGUGGACCCCUGCCACGUGCCGGGGGGCACCCCGGGGUCGGGGCCCUCGUCCCUGGGCACGUCCUCUGCCGGCUCCCCCUGGAACAGCGGCGCCCUGCCCCCGCUGCCUCCACGCCUCCUCAUCAGCCACAAUGGCGGCCUCCCCUCCGCGGCGGCCAUCGCCAUGAACGCGGUGCGCACAGCUACCUGGAGCACGGACAGAGCGCCCGGCUUCCCUGGGGGACGCGUGGCCUAA
Molecule: messenger RNA, 3927 nt
Organism: Engraulis encrasicolus (European anchovy)
Lineage: Eukaryota; Metazoa; Chordata; Actinopteri; Clupeiformes; Engraulidae
Gene: syngap1a
Product: synaptic Ras GTPase activating protein 1a
Exons: 21
Coding region: 19-3927 (1302 amino acids)
Biological process (GO): regulation of GTPase activity
Source: RefSeq, a predicted model, not a curated record